This is a messenger RNA of Coniosporium apollinis CBS 100218, 858 nucleotides long. RefSeq names its product diphthine synthase. The coding region runs from base 1 to 858 and encodes 285 amino acids. Gene Ontology annotation, biological process: protein histidyl modification to diphthamide. The transcript has 2 exons. Gene Ontology annotation, molecular function: diphthine synthase activity. The record is from RefSeq and is a predicted model, not a curated record. NCBI's taxonomy places the organism in Eukaryota, Fungi, Ascomycota, Dothideomycetes.
AUGCUCUACCUAAUCGGCCUCGGCCUAGCCGAUGAGAAAGACAUCACAGUCAAAGGCCUUGAGAUCGUCAAGAAUGCCGCGCGUGUCUACCUUGAGGCCUAUACAGCCAUCCUCCUCGUCGAUAAGGAAAAGCUGGAAGCCUUCUAUGGCCGCCCCGUCACCAUCGCCGACCGCGAAAUGGUCGAGUCCUCCAGCGACGACAUCCUAGCAGACGCCUCCAACGUCGACGUGGCCUUCCUAGUCGUUGGCGACCCCUUCAGCGCAACGACGCACUCCGACCUCGUACUUCGCGCCCGCGAGCUUUCCAUACCCGUGCGCAGCAUCCCGAACGCAAGCAUCCUGACUGCAAUCGGCGCGACGGGACUGCAGCUGUACAAUUUCGGACAGACGGUCAGCAUGGUCUUUUUCCUCGAGAACUGGAAGCCGAGCUCCUUCUAUGACCGCAUCAAGGAGAAUGUAUCGAUUGGGCUGCACACGCUCGUUCUGCUGGACAUCAAGGUGAAGGAGCAGUCGCUUGAGAACAUGGCCCGUGGGCGCAAGAUCUACGAACCGCCGCGGUUCAUGACGGUCGCGCAGUGUGCAGUGCAGAUGCUGGAGACGGAAGAGGAGCGCAAAGAGGGCGUGUAUGGGAAGGACAGCCUGGCCGUCGGGGUGGCGAGGAUAGGGGCUGAAGACCAGAAGAUCGUGGUGGGCACGCUGGAGCAGCUUGCUGAGAGUGAUCUGGGGCCACCUCUGCACAGCCUUGUACUACUCGGACGGAGGACGCAUGAUCUUGAGAGGGAGUUCUUGAAGGAGUUUGCUGUGGGCAAGGAGACGUUUGAUAGCGUGUGGAAGAGAGACUAUGAGGGCAAGCAGUGA